Chiloscyllium plagiosum (whitespotted bambooshark) is the source of this 528-nucleotide messenger RNA. NCBI's taxonomy places the organism in Eukaryota, Metazoa, Chordata, Chondrichthyes, Orectolobiformes, Hemiscylliidae. The record is from RefSeq and is a predicted model, not a curated record.
AUGACUGGAAACUCCACGAGGAUGAUGACGAUCUGUAAGGGACGCAGCUUUUUCCCCCUCAUCAAAGAUAACAACCUGAGACCUCGCAGCCAAUGCAGGACUUUACCUUUGAAUUGCGCUCCCCGUUGGAUUGAGGAGAGCUGCAGUGACACGGAUAAAUACUCCACCGUCCGUCAUGUCUCACGGCCUGACUCCCGAGCAGAGUCUGAGCACUGUGCCAGCCAUCCUACACACCCUGGUACGACCCACUCUGACCAACACUCGCAGGACCAGGGUCAAGGGAGAGCGAGAGCAGUGCGCUCUGGGCCUGCAGAGACUGUGGCCCGGGAUUCCGACCUGUCCGAGGGGACUUCGCCGUCCAACGAGUACGGAACGCAAAGGGAGAUUUGUCACGGACUGCCUCCAACUCCCAAAGUCCACAUGGGAGCAUGUUUCUCCAAGGUGUUUAAUGGAUGUCCUUUGAAGUUGAAUUGCUCCGUCUCCUGGAUCCACCCAAAGACGAGAGAUCAGUAGUUAAUCCUGGGGAGU